This is a messenger RNA of Dermacentor andersoni, 2095 nucleotides long. RefSeq lists its product as uncharacterized. The record is from RefSeq and is a predicted model, not a curated record. Lineage: Eukaryota; Metazoa; Arthropoda; Arachnida; Ixodida; Ixodidae.
GAACCAGGCGCAUCAGCUUCGGAGGCAGCAGCUGGAGGAGCAUGGCCUCCCGCUGGGCCAAGCUGGCGCGCAGCCUGCACGGACUGCACGUCCUGCGCAGUGCGCACUUCCUCAGCCUGCUGGCCGAGGCCGUGGGCGUCUCCUGGUGCGACACGACGGGCCUGUUCGACUCGCUGCUCGAGUCGCUGCAGCGCCAGGACGCGCCAGCGAGCGGCGCCGCCGCCACCGGUGACGUUCGCGUCGGCAUGCUGCUCAUGGACUACCGGGCGCAGGCCGCCGCCACACGGACUCUGGUCGCCGACGUGUUCCUCAACCUGUCCAAGGCUGUCGCGGCGGUGGGGCUCGAGGCGGCGACGCUGGUGUCGUCGCUUCAGCCGCAGUCCGCGAGCCCGCAGUCAGAACUGUACAACCUGUUCGUGAACGGCGCCACGGCGUCGCUGUGCGGCUGCCUCAAGCUGUGCCAGCGUCACGCCGCCUUCCUGGAGCUCACCGAGCAGGCAGCGCAUCCCAGCGCCCUCGACGCGCACAGGCGGGCGUCGCUGCGAUGGCGGUCGCAGUGCGAGCGCCUCUUCGACCUCGCCGUCAACUUGCUCGCCGACUUUGAGCAGCGAGUCCACGAGCAGCUCUUCGUCGAGUAAGCGCGGCGACUCCCUCAACAACUAUCACGUCGUCGUCACUGUCCGCUGCUGGGAGGUGCCGAGCGUCCCUCGGAGCGCGUGAACAGCAUUGUAGAAUCGACACUGCCUGAAGUCUACCGCCGGUGAAACGGGCAGUAGAAGGUUCAGUAGGGUGUUACGUCGACCGUCGAACCACGGCGACAUCGUCGUCCAAGUCUAUUUUUAUCGCACAGGCCUUUGCGAAAGAUACGAGAAGAUAAUCUUGCAGAGCGCACUGCGUAAUCGCAGGCAACGUCGACCGUGGGCAGUCUGUGACUGGAUGUUUUCCACAAGGCGGACAUCAUUCUCGGUAACUUCAGCGCAACCAGUCUGCCGUCACGACCCGAAGCCUGAGACCGUACAUUCGUGCAAUUUUUGGGGCGAUUUUUGAUCCUCUACAAACUAGUUGCCUACCCAGUUAUUGAGGUCUGUGGAAGGGAGUCCCAUUCCGCAUUGACGUCACAUUCACGCAUUUCUGAGAAAACUAUCUGCCCGGUUGACCGCAGCCUGGAACAUUACCCAGCGCACAAGAACUACCCAGUUCUACGUGCGCAAGACAUUGUCGUCUCUCUUUUCACUCACCAGGACGUGGUCAAACAAUGAAUGUAUCGAUUUCAGCAGAGUGCUUCUCGACAGCUUUUAAGGCGAGCAGGAGUGCAGUAUACUCACAUUUUCGGAAAGUGCUUGCAAAUGGCAUGCCUCUGAAUUUUGAUGAGAACGGUUAUGUUGACACGUACCCUCUUAUGGCCACUCAUCGGGAGCCACUUGUUCGUUGCAGUGUGGACAGCCUACAGUCGUGCGACAGCAGGGGUUUUCCACAGGUUGCUGUGCAACACAAGAGGCAAGGCUUGCAAGCAACGGCGAAGAAGCAGACGAAGACAUGUGUAGUUCAUGCCGCAUAGGGUCGACGAUUGUUAAUGCACUUUCGGCCAGUUCGACGUCAUUUUUCUUCUUGGUCAGUGAAAACGUGUUUCGCCAGUGGUAUAAUGAGUUGACAAGUGAUCUUGCUAACUAAGGUGCUACUCAUUAGGCGUUGCAUGCAAGAACACAUGAAUGGCAAACCGGACCCGCGGGAAUAAUGCUAGCACAUGCUUUACACCCUUUCGGCGCUAGUCCAACUCAUUUUUUCUUUCGGCUGUCUUAUGGAGCAUGCAAACAAAGCAACCCAGGAGCUGUGCCCUACUCGAUAGGUCACCCGUAACGAUGUAGCAAUGCAUGUUAGUGCACUACGUAUAGAUUGCCGCUGGCUUAGAUGCAGAUGCGAGCCUGAGUUUGUGACCAUUGCAUUUACCUGAAGAGGUGGUUGUGACCGAACAUUUGAGCGGGAUGCCUUCGGCGUGAACCAGAUUGUGAUGCCCUGUGUUAUGUGCACUAAAUUCAAAUUCAAAUUUGAGCACAAAUCGAGCACUCGAGUACAUUUCUGUAAAAACCUCGUUUAG